AUGUUGAAGUUCAAGUAUGGAGUGCGUAACACGGAUGCCGGUGCCUCUGAGUCCAUUGCCAGUCGGGCCUCCAGGCUAAAUCUCUUCUUCCAGGGGAAACCACCCCUCAUGACUCAACAGCAGAUGUCUGCUCUUUCCCGGGAAGGAAUAUUAGAUGCCCUCUUUGUUCUCUUCGAGGAGUGCAGCCAGCCUGCCCUGAUGAAGAUGAAGCACGUGAGCAGUUUUGUCCGGAAGUAUUCUGACAUGAUAGCCGAGUUACGGGAGCUCCAGCCUUCGGUGAGAGACUUCGAGGUCCGGAGUCUUGUGGGUUGUGGUCACUUUGCAGAAGUGCAGGUGGUUCGGGAGAAAGCCACUGGGGAUGUGUAUGCUAUGAAGACCAUGAAGAAGAAGGCUUUGAUGGCCCAGGAGCAGGUUUCAUUUUUCGAGGAGGAGAGGAACAUAUUAUCUCGGAGCACAAGCCCUUGGAUCCCCCAAUUACAGUAUGCCUUUCAGGACAAAAAUAACCUUUACCUGGUCAUGGAAUAUCAGCCUGGAGGAGAUUUACUGUCACUUCUGAAUAGAUAUGAGGACCAAUUAGAUGAAGCUAUGAUCCAGUUUUACCUUGCUGAGCUGAUCUUGGCCGUGCACAGCGUGCACCAGAUGGGAUACGUGCAUCGAGACAUCAAGCCAGAAAACAUCCUCAUCGACCGAAUGGGACACAUCAAGCUGGUGGAUUUUGGAUCAGCUGCUAAAAUGAAUUCCAAUAAGGUGGAUGCCAAACUCCCCAUUGGGACCCCGGAUUACAUGGCUCCUGAGGUGUUGACCGUGAUGAACGGGGAUCGGAGAGGCAGCUACGGCCCGGACUGUGACUGGUGGUCUGUGGGAGUGGUUGCCUACGAGAUGGUUUACGGGAAAACCCCAUUCACAGAGGGAACCUCCGCCCGCACCUUCAACAACAUCAUGAACUUCCAGAGGUUUUUGAAGUUUCCAGAUGACCCCAAAGUUAGCAGUGAGUUCCUUGAUCUGAUUCAGAGUUUGCUGUGUGGCCAGAAAGAGAGACUGAAGUUUGAGGGUCUCUGCUGCCACCCUUUCUUUGCCGGAACGGACUGGGAUAACAUUCGUAACUGCGCCUUUGUCCUUCAUGACAUGGAACGCCGCCAUUCUCUGGAGAACAAGGUAAAGAGACUAGAGACCAUGGAGCGUAGAGAAAACAGACUGAAGGAUGACAUCCAGACAAAGUCCCAACAGAUCCAGCAGAUGGCUGAUAAAAUUCUGGAGCUGGAGGAGAAGCAUCGGGAGGCUCAGGUCUCAGCGCAGCACCUGGAAGUGCACUUGAAACAGAAGGAGCAGCACUACGAGGAAAAGAUUAAAGUGUUGGACAAUCAGAUAAAGAAAGACCUGGCCGACAAGGAGAGCCUGGAAAACAUGAUGCAGAGACAUGAAGAGGAAGCCCAGGAGAAGGGCAAAAUCCUCAGUGAGCAGAAGGCGAUGAUCAACGCCAUGGAUUCCAAGAUCAGAUCCCUGGAACAAAGGAUUGUGGAACUGUCCGAAGCCAACAAGCUUGCGGCAAACAGCAGUCUCUUCACGCAGAGGAACAUGAAGGCCCAGGAAGAGAUGAUAUCAGAACUCAGGCAGCAGAAAUUUUACCUGGAGACACAGGCCGGGAAACUGGAGGCCCAGAACCGAAAGCUGGAAGAGCAACUAGAGAAAAUCAGCCACCAAGAUCACAGCGACAAGAACCGGCUGCUGGAGCUGGAGACAAGGUUGAGGGAGGUCAGCCUGGAGCAUGAGGAGCAGAAGCUGGAGCUGAAGCGCCAGCUCACGGAGCUGCAGCUGUCCCUGCAGGAGCGCGAGUCCCAGCUGACUGCCCUGCAGGCUGCCCGGGCAGCCCUAGAGAGCCAGCUCCGCCAGGCAAAGACAGAGCUGGAGGAGACGACGGCAGAGGCGGAGGAGGAAAUCCAGGCGCUCACGGCACAUAGAGAUGAAAUCCAGCGCAAAUUUGAUGCCCUUCGCAACAGCUGUACUGUCAUCACUGACCUGGAAGAGCAGCUGAACCAGCUGACUGAGGACAAUGCUGAGCUCAACAACCAAAACUUCUACUUGUCCAAACAACUCGAUGAGGCCUCUGGUGCCAAUGACGAGAUCGUGCAGCUGCGGAGCGAGGUGGACCAUCUCCGCCGUGAGAUCACCGAGCGGGAGAUGCAGCUCACCAGCCAGAAGCAAACAAUGGAAGCCCUGAAGACCACGUGCACCAUGCUGGAGGAGCAGGUCAUGGAUCUGGAGGCCCUGAAUGACGAGCUGCUUGAGAAGGAGCGUCAGUGGGAGGCCUGGAGGAGUGUCCUUGGGGAUGAGAAGUCCCAGUUUGAGUGCCGAGUUCGAGAGCUGCAGAGGAUGCUGGACACCGAGAAACAGAGCAGGGCGAGAGCUGACCAGCGGAUCACCGAGUCUCGCCAGGUGGUGGAGUUGGCAGUGAAGGAACACAAGGCCGAGAUUCUUGCUCUGCAGCAGGCUCUCAAAGAACAGAAGCUGAAAGCCGAGAGCCUGUCCGACAAGCUCAAUGACCUGGAGAAGAAGCACGCCAUGCUAGAGAUGAACGCCCGGAGCUUACAGCAGAAGCUGGAGACAGAGCGGGAGCUCAAACAGAGGCUUCUGGAAGAGCAAGCCAAGUUGCAGCAGCAGAUGGACCUACAGAAGAACCACAUCUUCCGCCUGACACAAGGGCUUCAGGAGGCGCUGGACCGGGCAGAUCUGCUGAAGACAGAGAGGAGCGACCUGGAGUAUCAGCUGGAAAACAUUCAGGUUCUCUAUUCUCAUGAAAAGGUGAAAAUGGAAGGCACUAUUUCUCAACAAACCAAACUCAUUGAUUUUCUGCAAGCCAAAAUGGACCAGCCGGCUAAAAAGAAAAAGGGUUUAUUUAGUCGACGGAAAGAGGACCCUGCUUUGCCCACACAGGUUCCUCUGCAGUACAAUGAACUGAAGCUAGCCCUGGAAAAGGAGAAAGCGCGCUGUGCAGAGUUGGAGGAAGCCCUUCAGAAGACCCGCAUUGAACUCCGGUCUGCCCGGGAGGAAGCUGCCCACCGCAAAGCCACAGACCACCCACACCCGUCUACGCCCGCCACUGCGAGGCAGCAGAUUGCCAUGUCUGCCAUUGUGCGGUCACCCGAGCACCAGCCCAGUGCCAUGAGCCUGCUUGCCCCGCCGUCCAGCCGCAGAAAGGAGACAUCAACUCCAGAGGAAUUCAGCCGGCGUCUUAAGGAGCGGAUGCACCACAACAUUCCUCACCGGUUUAACGUUGGCCUGAACAUGCGAGCCACCAAGUGCGCCGUGUGCCUGGACACCGUGCACUUUGGACGCCAGGCAUCCAAGUGUCUCGAAUGUCAGGUGAUGUGCCAUCCCAAGUGCUCCACCUGCUUGCCAGCCACCUGUGGCCUGCCUGCUGAAUAUGCCACACACUUCACCGAGGCCUUCUGCCGUGACAAGAUGAACUCCCCAGGUCUCCAGAGCAAGGAGCCCAGCAGCAGCUUGCACCUGGAAGGGUGGAUGAAAGUGCCCAGGAAUAACAAACGAGGGCAGCAAGGCUGGGACAGGAAGUACAUUGUCUUGGAGGGGUCAAAAGUUCUCAUCUAUGACAAUGAAGCCAGAGAAGCUGGACAGAGGCCGGUGGAAGAAUUUGAGCUGUGCCUUCCCGACGGGGAUGUAUCUAUUCAUGGUGCCGUUGGUGCUUCUGAACUUGCAAAUACAGCCAAAGCAGAUGUCCCAUACAUACUGAAGAUGGAGUCUCACCCACAUACCACCUGUUGGCCUGGGAGAACCCUCUACUUGCUAGCACCCAGCUUUCCUGACAAGCAGCGCUGGGUCACCGCCUUAGAAUCUGUCGUCGCAGGUGGGAGAGUCUCUAGGGAAAAGGCAGAAGCUGAUGCUAAAUUACUUGGAAACUCCCUGCUGAAACUGGAAGGUGAUGACCGGCUUGACAUGAACUGUACCCUGCCCUUCAGUGACCAGGUGGUGCUGGUGGGCACUGAGGAAGGGCUCUACGCACUGAAUGUCUUGAAAAACUCCUUAACCCACAUCCCGGGAAUCGGAGCGGUCUUCCAGAUUUAUAUCAUCAAGGACCUGGAGAAGCUGCUCAUGAUAGCAGGGGAAGAUCGGGCCCUGUGUCUGGUGGACGUGAAGAAGGUGAAGCAAUCCUUAGCACAGUCCCACCUUCCAGCCCAGCCCGACAUCUCCCCCAACAUAUUUGAAGCCGUCAAAGGCUGCCACUUGUUUGCUGCUGGCAAGAUUGAGAACAGCCUCUGCAUCUGUGCUGCCAUGCCCAGCAAAGUCGUCAUCCUCCGCUACAAUGACAACCUCAGCAAGUACUGCAUCCGGAAGGAGAUAGAGACCUCCGAGCCCUGCAGCUGUAUUCACUUCACCAAUUACAGUAUCCUCAUCGGAACCAACAAGUUCUAUGAGAUCGACAUGAAGCAGUAUACGCUGGAGGAGUUCCUGGACAAGAAUGACCACUCCUUGGCACCUGCCGUGUUUGCUUCCUCGUCCAACAGCUUCCCUGUCUCCAUCGUGCAGGCAAACAGCUCUGGGCAGCGAGAAGAGUACCUGCUAUGCUUCCAUGAAUUUGGGGUGUUUGUGGAUUCAUAUGGAAGACGUAGCCGCACAGAUGAUCUCAAGUGGAGUCGCUUACCUCUGGCCUUUGCCUACAGAGAACCUUAUCUGUUCGUGACUCACUUCAACUCACUGGAAGUAAUUGAGAUCCAGGCACGUUCCUCACUGGGGACCCCUGCCCGAGCAUAUCUGGAAAUCCCAAACCCGCGCUACCUGGGCCCCGCCAUUUCCUCGGGAGCAAUUUACCUGGCCUCCUCAUACCAGGACAAGUUAAGGGUCAUAUGCUGCAAAGGAAACCUCGUGAAGGAGUCUGGCACUGACCAGCACCGGGUGCCCUCCACCUCCCGCAGCCCCAACAAGCGAGGCCCACCGACAUACAAUGAGCACAUCACUAAACGUGUGGCCUCUAGCCCGGCGCCCCCGGAAGGCCCCAGCCACCCCCGAGAGCCAAGCACACCCCACCGCUACCGAGACCGAGAGGGCCGGACAGAGCUGCGCAGGGACAAGUCUCCGGGCCGGCCUCUGGAGCGCGAGAAGUCCCCGGGCCGGAUGCUCAGCACAAGGAGAGAGCGCUCCCCAGGGAGACUGUUUGAAGACAGCAGCAGGGGCCGGCUGCCUGCGGGCGCCGUGAGGACCCCACUGUCCCAGGUUAACAAGGUCUGGGACCAGUCUUCAGUAUAAGUCUCAACCAGAAAACACCUCCUCAUCUCAAUCCGCAGGAAGGUACCGCGCACGCGCUGGGUCUCCGCUGCAGGGGACCCCAGCGCCCGUCUGCUCGGCCCACGUUCGGCACAGCUGGGUCCAGACUGUCCUUGGCACGGAUACCCCCAUCUCCAAGGGGUGCAGAUAGCCAAGGCUCUUAGGCGCUGCCAGCACUCAGUGCCCUCCCCCCAGGGGCAGGGCACCUUCCUGCAUCCAUCCUCUCUGCACUGUUCCUAUUUCACAGCGUCCACAGACUUUUGUACUUAGCUCCAGCCUGAACCUGUCCAUCAAAGGAAACCAACCUGGACUCCAACUGUGGCUGGAACUCUACUUGCUACUCUAAGACCCUCGGGUUGGUUGAUUUUUCUUUGGUUUUGAUUUCUUUUUCCUUCUUUUCUUUUUUCUUCUUUUUUUUAAGACAACAGAAUUCUAAGUAGAUUUGGAUAGCGAUGUAUUUCCUGUUGUAGCCGUUUUUAGCUAGAUCACACCAUCAGGUCUUUGCCACUGAAACGUAGCAUAGAAGAGCCCCCGUUGGUUGGCUAACCUCCCGUGUUCAUGUAGCUUCAUUCUUGUUCCGGUCCAUUCUCAUAGAUUGCCCUGUUUUACCCAGGGUGACACUGUAGCCAAAUGUUUACCGUCCUCAUUGCCUUUUAUGGCCUUGACAACUUCCCCCCCUCCCACCAGCUGAGAAUGUAUGGAGGUCAAUCGGGCCUCGGCUCAGAGGCAGUGACCUGGGGCCAAGGGACCUCAUCGAUCUCUCCUCUCCCACCCCUCAGCAUCACCUACCCAGCCUGCUUCCCCAGCUUUCCGUGUAGCUUUGGCCAGGAAAGCACGCAAUAGACUUGCUCCAAGCCCAGCAUUAAUAUGGCCUUGGGGUUGGGCCUGGGUCCGGGGCACCCACCUCCUGUCCUGAGGGUCACUCCUGGAAUGGGGAGGAGCCCCACCUGGGAGCUCUGCAUGGCGGAUCACUGCAUGUGCUGCCCCUGACCUGGCUGGGUCACUCUGCCAAUGUAUUGCUGCCAUCCCAUCGCCCCACCAAAUCAAGACCCUCUGAUGACUUGUCAACUAACUGGCCAGCAGGCUGCAAAUCUGUAGCACUGAACAAACAAACAAACAAAAACGCUCAAGCCUUACGACCAGAGAAGGAUUUCAGCAAACCACACUUCUCCCUCAGUUUCCCCUUUCUCCUUCAAGUUCCCUGAUGACUUCAAGGAUGACUGUGUGUUCACACAAAACCCAGCACGGUUCGACCCCAUGAAACUGUGACUUCCCAGAUGAGCCUUUCCCUAGGGCUGGACCUAAGGCCAGGACAUUGGAGAGAAGCCGCAGCUCAACUCUGCCAGCCCUGUGGGGCUGGCGAAUUCCCCCUUAGGUGCAGUGCGGCUCCCCCCAGUCUCUCCACCCUCUUUAGAGUUCGGAAUUCCUGGUAACUGGAUAGAACCAACUUUAGAGGCUUUGCAGUUGGCAAGCUAACUAGCGGCCUUAUAUUUGCCUUUAAUCUCCCACGAGGCCUCUCCUGCUUUGGAUUCUCCAUGACUCUUAGGCAAGCCUUAACAACUAAGGCACACCCUAGGUAGGCUGAAGGUAGACCUGUCCCCACGGCAGCAGGUGACCGUGUCUGUGUUUCCAGCCCACGUGUCCACAGUCCACGUCACCACCCAGAUUACGACCUGGCCUACACGCCGACUCCUUCCUGCUCGUCUCUAACCUAAGUGCUUUCUCGUUUGAACCGCCUGUGACCCUCCACACCCAGUGUCCCGCUGCUGUGUUUAUGUGUUGCUUGGAGUCUUUGGGGUCAUGUUCCCAUCCCCACCCCCCAGGGCAGAUCUGACUGGCUGUUUGCUGAAGUUUUUGUCUCUUGGUCCACAAGUAUUUGGAAUGGUCACUGAAAACUGGUCUUCAGUCUUGGCAUCUCAUUUAGGACCUCCAUGAGAAAUGGGCGUCUCGAGCCCUGACAGUGUAUACUGCGUGUCUCAUCCGUGAAGUGCUUCCCGCUACAUAGAGCUAGCUCAAAAGACUGUACAUAUUUACAAGAAACUUUAUAUUCGUAAAAAAAAAAAAAGGAAAUUGAAUUGGUUUCUACUUUUUUAUUGUAAAAGGUGCAUUUUUCAACACUUAGCUUUUGUUUUCAACGGUGGUAGUUGUGACCAGCCAUCUCCGCUGGAGUGGGGAGCUCUCUGUGUGACCACCGAGAUGCCAGCAGGAAAUAAUCGAAACCCGAAAUCAUAGUCAAAAGCUUCUUAGCAUCAGUAAGAUUCUAGGUCUCCAAAAAAGUACAGGCUUUUUCUUCAUUACCUUUUUUAUUCAGAACGAGGAGAACGUACGGACAAUUCCAGAUCCACCUUGAGAGGAGUGAUCUUUGUCGUUGAACAAUAGUGAAAUAAAGCAAUGAUCUCAAAAUGUUUGUUCCACCCCUUGGCGUCUUUUCUUGUCAGAGACCAUAAAAGCCGCAGCCAAGGUGAGCACCAGCGCACUGGGCAGCACUUCCGCUCUGAGGGCUGUGGCCAUUGGCUCGGAUCAGAAGCUCUUGGAAUUAAGAGUUGGGGGGACACUUGGUUUGGUCAGUGCUUCUGUGAACUCUUAUUAAGGUCAUUUUUUUAGGGCAGGUAAGUAGAAAGCUCCUUAAACAGUCAAUGAGGCUACUUUAGAAGGGAUUAGUCUAGAGCAGAUUAGCUGUAAGGCAGCUAACUGGGAAAACAGGUCAAGGCAAGAUUUUUCUGAUCCCAUUUCACCCAGGCCACUGGCAACCUUAUGCACUUCCCUUUGGAGGGAGUUCAAACGUGAGUGCUUCCUGCUCUGACCUGGCAGUUACUGGCAUGGUAAAGGUCUCCACCACUCUGUAGUUAGGUAAACUGGACUGGUCCGGGAGAACAGUUUUCUCCCCCCACCCCAGUCCAUACCUUUUUGCUUUUAAUCCCUGACCCAUACAUAACAAGGUAAUAAGAUAUAGUUAAAAGUUGACUUUGAGGGUCAAAGCUGACCGGCUUCUGACAGGAGCUAUAGAGGCUUGUUCCUUGUAACCGUAAGAAAGAAAACAACUCACAAAGGAGGAAGUAAGGUGUUGCAACUUCUUCCCAAACAUUAGAAAAAUGUCCAUUAGCCAUCAGCCACCCGUUUCAGUUACUAGCUUAGGCGAUGUCUUAAAAGCUGAGUAAACAGGGUUUGGUUCCAAAGGAAGCAUACUGAGAGGUCCUUUGGACCCAAAGGAACUACAUUUACCAAACAACCAUGAAAUUACUCAGUCACACUAUAAAAUGAGGCCCAGCCCUCCCGAUGCCUCUCGGAGUUUACGUGUGAAGUCGUGUCAGGUUGCACUUACAACUUAAAUUCUCUCAAGACUCAGGGCAUUGAGUGCAUACCAAGUCGUGUGACCAUGAAAUCUUAGGGCCCUGGGGCCAAAAAAAAAAAAAAAAAAGAUAUAAUCUGUUUACUACUAGUCUGUCUGCAGAAAGGUCCUUUUGCCAUAGGUUGGAUUAGAGCACUCAUGAAGACUCACAGCAAGAGACGAGGCUGGCCCUGCAGGGGUGAGGCAGCCGAGCUUCCACCAAAGUUACAUUGGCUCCUUUCAGAGCCUCUCAGCCAGGAUGAUUUUCCCUCCUUCCCCGACAGGAUGCUUGGUGGUAGCUAGGGUUAGUUUUGGUUGCCACAUGUAUGGGUUUCUGAUGGUAUCCAAUGAGUAGAAAGGCCAGGGACCGGCCUCUAAAUACUCCCUGACUCAGAGAAAGCCUUCAUCCCCAGUAACUAAGAAUGAUCUUUCUUUGUAGUGCUCCAGUUGGUCUGCUCGGAGGCUUCUCUGGUCAGCUCUUUCUUGCUGGUUUAAGUUCUGCUAAUGCUGUCUGAAGCAUGAGGACUGGGGCCAAUCACAUAUUCUGUCUCCCUGAAGCAGAGGGGGUUGGGAACAGCAGUCAUUGCUUUCCCAUGGGUCUGUCAAUGAGUAACAGCUGUUGACUAGAAGGGGUUACUAGAGGUGGGGGAAAGGACUUUGAAAGUGACCGACACUGUGCAUGCCUGAGGCACAUAGGAAAAUAGAACCGACUCGGGCUGUGUACCUUGAGCUGCCUUUUGGUCUCCCUGGCUGUGGAAUUUCCAGACGGGACAGAUGAAUUUCCUUUGGGAUAGGGGUGGGGCGACAGUAAUGUCGGUCCCACUGUUGUGGAGCCCAAAGAGAUGGUAGCGGGGCUCCACAGAUCAGGCUCCAGCCUGUAGAGUUCCCUCCAAGGUUUGGACUGAGACACAGCUCCCAGCAAGCCUGUGAGUGAUUUCUACAAUGCACUGAGGUGAAAGACUUCAGAAGAAACACAUAUUCAAGACUUCCUUGCUUUCCCUUGAAGAUACGAGGUUAAAAAGCAGAAGGCUCAUGUUUCUAUUUGUCUAUUAAUCUGAUGGUUAGAAGUGUUGGGAGACUUACUGGAAGGAUUACUCAAUGACUGACCCAGACUUGGGCCUUCAUCACGUCGUUCAGAUGGUCUGUAAACAAGGGUGGAUAUUUUUGUGUAGUGCUGCUACAGUAAAAUACCCGAGACAGGGCAACUUAUAAAGAACAAAUGUAUUUCUUGCAGCCCUGGAAAUUAGGGAAUCUGAGACAAGGUGCUGUGGGUAUGGUUGCCUGGCCAAGGCUGCUGUUGGCUUCCAAGUUGACACUUCUGUUUCUGAAUUCUCCACAGGAACAGAAGGUGGCUUUGUCCUUACAUGGUGGAAGUCAUAAAGGCAAGCUAGCCAAAGCUUCAUGUAGCCUCUAUUGUAGGGCCUUCAUCUCUCAUGAGGGGCGGGGCAGGGCUCUCAUGAUCUAACCACUUACUAAACAGCACCUUUAAAAACUAUCUCAGCUGACGAGACCAGAACUCAGCAUAAGCUUGAAUUUGAAUUGUGUUCAUGUUCAUGUUCAUACUGGAUUA
Messenger RNA from Psammomys obesus (fat sand rat), 10175 nucleotides. RefSeq names its product citron rho-interacting serine/threonine kinase (gene Cit). Gene Ontology annotation, molecular function: ATP binding; protein serine/threonine kinase activity. Bases 1 to 5259 code for a protein of 1752 amino acids. The transcript has 40 exons. Gene Ontology annotation, biological process: peptidyl-threonine phosphorylation; actomyosin structure organization. Lineage: Eukaryota; Metazoa; Chordata; Mammalia; Rodentia; Muridae. Gene Ontology annotation, cellular component: cytoskeleton; cytoplasm. The record is from RefSeq and is a predicted model, not a curated record.